UUCAAGAAUCUAAUUCAAACCAACAAACAAGAUCAACAAAACACAAGCCGAGUUUUAUUUUCAAAUCUUUAAGAUCAUUCACUUUCUCCUCCCCAAAAUAACAUAAUGGCAUCUUCCAUGAAAUUUCUAUGCGUUCUUGGCAUGAUCCUCCUCGUAGGAGCCGUCGUCGACGGGGCAGGUGAGUGCGGUAAAUCUUCGCCGGACAAUGAGGCGAUGAAGCUGGCUCCAUGUGCAGGGGCGGCUCAAGACGCUAACGCCGCCGUGCCAGGAGGUUGCUGUGCUCAGAUUAGAAGAUUUUCUCAGAAUCCUAAAUGUCUCUGUGCCGUUCUUCUCUCCGACACGGCCAAAGCCUCCGGCGUCCAGCCGGAAGUUGCCCUUACCAUCCCUAAACGCUGCAAUUUCGUUAACCGCCCCGUCGGUUACAAAUGCGGACCAUACACACUUCCAUGAAGUGUGAACGACUUAAGGAAGGAAGGAGAUUGAGGAAGCUUAGAGAUUUACUACUCCUGCACCCAGGAAGCCUUACAAUUCCCUGUAUCGUAUAUUAUAUAUGAAUAAUAAUGAUAAUGUUUAUAUGUGUCACAGUGUCAGUGUGAUUGUAAUUGGAACUUGUUAUCAAUAAUAUAUGAAAUGAUUUCAC
This is a messenger RNA of Eutrema salsugineum, 640 nucleotides long. RefSeq names its product putative lipid-transfer protein DIR1. The transcript is spliced from 2 exons. Gene Ontology annotation, molecular function: fatty acid binding. Bases 106 to 450 code for a protein of 114 amino acids. The record is from RefSeq and is a predicted model, not a curated record. Gene Ontology annotation, biological process: systemic acquired resistance. NCBI's taxonomy places the organism in Eukaryota, Viridiplantae, Streptophyta, Magnoliopsida, Brassicales, Brassicaceae.